CCUAUCGCCGAGCAGCUGGCCAGGGGGAUCCUCAUCCAGGAUCUGGAUGAUCGGGGUGCUGAUAGAUCCACCGACCGUCGAGGCCUGCUCUUCAUUCAGGGCUGUUCAAGCAACAGGGCGUCCCUUAUUGAUGUAUCCAGCUGCCUGCGGAUCUGUUCAACAGCCCGGGAGUUUUGUGAUUGAGAGGUUCCUCCAACCACCCCAUUGCUAGACACAUGUGUUGCACUCAUUGCUCGACUUGCCGUCGUUUCGUUGAUUCUGGUAGGCACUCAGCUUUGAGCGCAAUCAACCUAGCUCGAACAAGGAAAGCAGCGGCAUUGCAUAUCUCCGCUCAGCCCACAUCGCAGCAUCCGCUAGCGACGAGCAUGGGCUCCGGCGACGACAGCCGCACCCCGCUACUUCAGACCGCCCAUCAACCCGCCGCUGCGAGCGUAGACCAGCUUGAUCAAGGGAGCACAAUGGCCGAGGUGUACAAGCGCCGCAAUCUUGGCUCCAGUGCGCGGCUCGCACAGGCUGUCGUUUUCGCCUUCGUAGCUCUGAUCUGGUCGCUCAUCUUCACCAAGCUACCCUUCCCCCUGCCGCUGUUCGGGUACCACCCUCUGAUCCAAUCGCUCGCGCUCAUCUCGCUCGUGCAAUCCGUGCUGGUCCUGCAGCCGACGAACACACCGCAAGCCAAAGCGAUCGGCCUGAGCGUGCACCAGACGCUCAACCUGCUGCUCAUGCUCCCGCUUUUCACGGCCGGCGCGGGCAUCAUGUACUACCUGCACGGCCAGCCUGGAACAAAGCACUUCAUCUCCUGGCACGGUACGCUCGGCUUCACCGUCGUCGUGCUCGCCUGGCUGCAAGCCGCCCUUGGCGCCGCCAGUGUCUGGUUCAACGGUGCCGCGCUCGGCGGCGAGCGGCCCGCCAAGGCGGCGUGGAAGUGGCAUCGCCUGUCGGGAUACGUCCUGCUCCUCCUCUUCCACCUCACGUUCGCGCUCGCCGUGUGGGAGACGACAUGGGGCAAGCAAAAUGCAAGCACAAUUUACCACGUCGCAGCCGUCGCACUUCUGCUCGCGCUGGGAGUCACGAUCUUUUCCCGUCUUAGGCCCAGCAAGUUGCCAAAGCUUGCGUGAACGUAGCAUAUCUACAACUUCACGCCCCGUGCCCCCUACAAUACCCAUGUAUACCUUCAAUCGCGUCAUCAUCUAUUGCAUUGCAACUGCCAAAU
Tilletiaria anomala UBC 951 is the source of this 1210-nucleotide messenger RNA. RefSeq lists its product as uncharacterized. The record is from RefSeq and is a predicted model, not a curated record. The transcript is spliced from 2 exons. Gene Ontology annotation, molecular function: transmembrane monodehydroascorbate reductase activity. Bases 366 to 1115 code for a protein of 249 amino acids. NCBI's taxonomy places the organism in Eukaryota, Fungi, Basidiomycota, Exobasidiomycetes, Georgefischeriales, Tilletiariaceae.